Elaeis guineensis (African oil palm) is the source of this 1614-nucleotide messenger RNA. RefSeq lists its product as uncharacterized. Lineage: Eukaryota; Viridiplantae; Streptophyta; Magnoliopsida; Arecales; Arecaceae. The record is from RefSeq and is a predicted model, not a curated record.
AGAAACCGUCUUCCCUUCCUUUCUCCACAGGGACAGGAGACCGAAAUAUAAUUAGGGGAAAACAAAAAAAAGGGUAAACAAGGCGCAACGGAAUCCUCGUAUCGAGAUCCGUCUCACCCUCGACUUCGAUCUAGGGUUAGGGUUUGGAUCGCUGUCUAGGGUUAGGGUUUCGGCAACGGCUAAUCUCUGGAUCUAACUGGAAGGUUAGGCUUUCUUUGAUACCUGAUCUUGAUUUGGUUUUGGAGGGGUUAAUCGAUGAACGAUCCGUCGCAGAUGAUGAACCGGAGUUUCGGGAUCUGGCAGCCGCCGCCGCCCCCUGUGGCGGUGGACGAGCCGAUGGGGUUCCAGAAACCCCGCCAUGUCUUCGCCGGCGCCGGCGCCGGGGGAGCCAAGCCUGGGAGGAUGAAUUGGAAGGGUAGAAAGGCCGCCGCCGCUGCCGCCCCUAACGGCGGUGGUGGCGCUGGCGGCGGCGGGUCGGGGUACAAGCCUCCAACGCUGAAGGAGCUCCAAUUCCAGAACCGCGUCAAGGCCCGGAGGUUCUACCCCAAGAAAAGGUUCGCCCGAUUCGCCCCAUUUGCUCCCCGGAACACGACGUCGUUCAUCAUUCGGGCUAAGAAGUCCGGCGGGAUCGCGUCGCUGGUGUCGCCGUGCCCGGUAACGCCGGCGAUCCUCCCGACGCCCAAGUUCUCGCCCACCCGUGAGGGCCUGGUGGACAUGGCCAAGGAGGAAUGGGGCGUCGACGGGUACGGUUCCAUGAAGGGCCUCAUCCGCCUCCGCUCGCCGAGCGGCUACGAGCUCCGGCCUGCCGGAGCCGGCGACGAGGAGGAGGACAUCGACGAGGGGUCGAGCGAGAGUGACGUGGAGGAGCACAUAGAGGUGGAGCGGCGGCUGGACCAUGACCUCAGCCGGUUCGAGAUGGUGUACCCCGGCGAGGAGCAGGGUGGGCCGGCGGCGUAUCUGCUUGAGAACCGGGUCGAUGACCAGGACACCCACAUAGCGCAGCUGGAGGAGGAGAAUCUGACGCUAAAGGAGAGGCUUUUCUUGGUGGAGAGGGAGAUGGCGGAUAUGAGUAGGAGGCUUCGGCUGCUCGAGACUCGGUGCCGCGACAACAAUGAGAACAUUGCGAAUGAGGAAGCGGCGUCCGCAUCGGAGAACAUUGCUAACGAGGAGGCGGCGUCGGAGAAUGAGGGAGGUGAGGAUGUUUGCUCGGAGAAGAGUGUUGGGGACUGCGAAGAGAGCGGCGGCGGUGAGGAAGCCGGCACUCCGAUAAGGGAGUGAGGGAGAGGGGAUUUGGAAGGGAAAGGCAGGACUGGUUCUUUGUUGUGUAAAUAUUAGCUUUCAUCUCAUGGUCAGAAACUAGAAAGUGGUAGCAUCCUUCAUUUGGAUCACAUGGAAAGUAUGUGAAAACGAAGUAUUAACAAUGGGCUGUAUCUUUUUUGAUUGUUUUUAUUUUAUUUUAUUUUAGUUUAUUUGGUGGUUUGGUUUUGUUCUCAUUCAGUGUUUGUGAUAAUCUCUGAGGAUGCCAAAUGGUGGUGAAAACUGUGAUAAUGUGGACUGAUAUUGGGAAAGGUAGUAUUGGAUCCUUCUAUAAAUUGGGAGUUCUCUUUUUGUUAA